GACUUAGUAGUUGCAUGUCUUGCAUGUCUUGCAUGUCUAACCCCGGCCAGAUGUGAGGAGCAAACGAUCCCAACGCUGGGUUGAGCCAGCGGGCAUUCACUGUGGCUUCACAACCACCGUCAGCCUUGCUCACAACACAUUCAUUUCUCAUCAUGAAUCUCUACGUCACUCCACGUGACGUCACUCUGUUCUUUGUUGAAAUCCCUCUGGAUCAACGGUGAAGAUGUCCGACUCAACUGUCCCCGACGAGGCCUCCAGCCCUGGGGGAACCCUUGCCUCCUCCAACCCCGGCGGCUCCCUUGCUUCCCAAACCGCGACUGCUCGAGUGCGGCUGAGCGCCAGCAGUGGCUUGAGCCACGCCUCCGCCCACUCGAUCUAUUGUGAUGCCUCUGAUACAGCUCCGGAUCAUCACGAAAUCGAUCCCCCCGGUGAGGAACGCAGCCACUUCAGCGACGACAGUAGCGACGACAUGAUGGAGGACUAUGAUGUGGUCAGCGGCGCCAGCUCUCCCAGCUCCGUUUCCUUUCAACUCGUCGAGCCCGAAAGGGAGAAGCUCUAUCAUCCGAUUGCCGUCACCAUGUUCGUGGGGAACCCGCGCCCUCAGGCGGACCGACCUAUUCACCUCAGCUGCAUCGUCCUCUCGUCGCAGUGGCGCCAGGACUUCUUUCCCGGUUCCUGCCGCAACAAAGCCGACAAAGCAGCCAAAUGCAAGGACAUUGUCCGGUACAACGAGCAGUACCUCUCUCAGAUCGCCAAAUAUGCUUGUGCCGUGUGUCCGAAGCCGACCCCCGCGCGCCAGUUCGUGCACCAGCCGAUCAUGUUUACGCGGACCAGCAAAUCCGGCCUGGAGGACGGACCCCGCCGACGUCUGAUCAUGCGACUGGGGCAGCUGGUUCACUGUCGGUGGAAAUUUCCUGACAUGAACGCGACGUUGGGAGGGGCGGCCGAAGCGCAGGUCUUUGAAGUUGCAGUUCCGAUUUGCAGCAAGACCAGUUGCAGUGUGACGGCUCGGACUGCUGCCCAUCGGUUCAUCAGUUCAUUGAUUCCGACGAUUGCCGAGUUGGACCUUGCGACGUUGGACCUAGAGAUGGUUAUUCCUACGGAUGGCACUGGGAGCAGUGAAUGGACGCCGGAUGGAGCGGAGGUAUUGGUGAGAAAGCUGGGGCCGGACUGUGUGGCGUUGGAAUGACGACCAGUUGAUGAACUGAUGCCAAGUGCUGGAUAUUAAGUCAGGCUGUGAUAUAACCAGUCUACCGGAUACCACAAGCAUCGACUUGCUCGACUACUGCAUACUAUGGCAUGAUCAUCCCAUUAGAGUAAAACUACACACAGUAUACACCACUCCACCUUCUACCCAACCCCAACCCCAUCACAACCACCUAUACUACCCCCCAACCCUCCAGUCCAGACUAUAACCAGGCUCCCGCCUCGACGAUCCCCUUAAUCUACCACCCGCAGUGGAUCCUCAACCUCAAACAA
This is a messenger RNA of Aspergillus ibericus CBS 121593, 1479 nucleotides long. RefSeq lists its product as uncharacterized. The coding region runs from base 224 to 1189 and encodes 321 amino acids. The transcript has a single exon. The record is from RefSeq and is a predicted model, not a curated record. NCBI's taxonomy places the organism in Eukaryota, Fungi, Ascomycota, Eurotiomycetes, Eurotiales, Aspergillaceae.